Messenger RNA from Lathyrus sativus (Indian pea), 2361 nucleotides. The record is from the annotation of a GenBank genome assembly. NCBI's taxonomy places the organism in Eukaryota, Viridiplantae, Streptophyta, Magnoliopsida, Fabales, Fabaceae.
AUGGCAAUAGCACUUACACAAUGCUCAGAAAAGCUAGGCUACCUCAUAUUUCUAUUAGGCAAAAAUUUUGUUAUGUUUAUGGCAAUGGUGGUUGCAUGCAAUGGUGUACAUUUUCUUCUAAAGCCUUAUCAACAGCCUCGUAUUACUUCCGACAUAAUUGUGGGACUAUUAAUGGGAAAUGUGCCAUUUUUACGUGAUCUAUAUGGAAAAUUCAACCAUACAUUUGGAUUUAUCAUUGAUUUUGGCAUGAUGUGUUACAUGUUUGCUUUGGGGGUAGAAAUGGAUCCUUACGUACUCUUCAAGAAACCUACUAGAGAAGCUCAAGUUGCUUAUGCAGGAGUAAUCCUCACAUUCAUCCUAGCAGGUUCCGCAGCACCACUUCUCCAUUACUUCUCAAUGGAUAAUCAUAUACUAGAAUUCACUCUCUCCCUCUCAACUCUUCUUUCAAGCACGGCGUCACCCGUCCUAACCCGUCUCAUAACCAGUCUCAACAUAGGAAAGUCGGAUAUCGGGAAACUCAUCAUAGCAGCAGGAAUGUAUUCGGAUUUUAUAUGCUCUUUGCUUCUUUCAAUCGGCUACAUAUCAAUGCCGCUCGACACAUUAUGCACAAAUACUGAGCAAAAUGGACGUGUCAAAAAGGCGAUCAUAAUGAAUUGCGCUGUUCUUGGACAGGCAUUGUUCACAGCAACAGUUUCGCCGGUUUUUAUGAAAUGGGUUGACAAUGAAAAUCCUGAAGGGAAACCUAUGAAAGGCUCACACUUGGUGUUGUCAAUUGCAUUCAUGGUGAUGAGCUGCGCUUCAUCGAUACUAUAUAACUAUAGUCCAGUUCUAAGUGCAUUUAUAACAGGAAUAUGUUUUCCUAGGGAAGGAAGAGUUUCGAAAUGGGUUAUUAGCAAAAUCAAUUAUUUGUUGACAACUAUGUUUUUUCCCAUUUUUUUCUUGUGGAUGGGUAAUGCAGCUGAUUUUAGGCUGUUUCAGCUAAGAGAAUUAUGGACAUGGCCAAAAAUAUUUGGCCCUAUUGUAAUAGUAAUGGCAGGUAAAGUUGUUGGAACAGUUGUUUCUGGUGUAAUACUUGGAUUUCAUUGGCCUGAAUCUGUUGCUAUUGGAUUGUUGCUCACCACAAAGGGACAUUUUCAUAUCUACAUGGCUAUCAAAGUGAUGGGUUGUGGCUCCGAUACUUCGUCGGGUAUUGCAUUGGUGAUUGCAAUAUUUUUCUCAGUGGUGCACGUCCCGGCAGUCGUAGCACAUAUCAUCAAACGCGCCAAGAGAAAAUUGCCUAUGCAUCGGAUGUCGCUCCAAUUGCUGGAUCCAUCAAGUGAGCUAAGAAUUCUGCUAUGCCUUCAUGGACCUGACAACAUUUCUGCUUCCAUCAACUUCAUGGAGAUCUCAAGAGGGAAAUCAGACCCUGGCAUUCUGGUAUAUGUCACAGAAAUGAUUGAACUAACUGAUCAAAUAGCAGUCACAGUAGAAAGAGGAGAAGGAGUAGAAACAACAAAUGUGAAAGAUAAGGAUAUCGUGCAGAUGAGAGACCAAAUAACUAGCUCGUUUCAAGCUUAUAUAAACGACAAUGGUAAUGGCGUUACGCUCAAAAGAACGAUGGCGGUGUCGACGAUCAAUAACAUGGCACAGGAUAUCUGCACUUUGGCAGAGGAUUUGAUGAUUGCUCUUAUCAUACUUCCAUUCCACAGGACCCAAACUAUUGAUGGAAAAUUGGAUGGUGGAAAUCAAGGAUUCAGAUAUGUGAACAGAAAGUUAUUGAAGAGUGCUCCUUGUUCCGUGGGGAUUCUAGUGAACAGAGGCUUGGGAUCCUUUGAAACAAUAUCAAAGACUCAAGCAGCAGUCAAUGUGGCAACAGUGUUCAUUGGUGGAAAAGAUGAUAGAGAAGCACUUGCAUACGCCGGCCGCGUAGCAGGGCAUCCAGGAGUAAAACUCACAGUUAUAAGAUUCUUAGUAGAUACCACUGUAGAAUCUUCAAGAAUGGCAGCAUACAGGGUAACUCUCUCGGAGAAAGUUCAAGAGAUGAGCCUAGACGAUGAAUGUUUUGCGCAGUUUUACGAUAAACAUAUUUCCAGUGGUCAAAUUUCAUAUAUAGAGAAACAUCUUGCUAAUGCGGCCGAGACUUUUUCUACUCUCAGAUCAUUUGAAGGACAAUACUCACUAGUUAUUGUAGGAAGAGAAGGCGGCCUGAACUCGAUAUUGACGAAGGGGAUGAAUGAUUGGCAACAGUGUCCAGAACUGGGACCGAUAGGUGAUGUCCUUUCAGGACCCGACUUCUCUACAACAGUGUCUGUGUUGGUAAUCCAACAACACAAACAUAAAGGAGAAAUAGAUGGCCUUGAUGAGGAAUUUAACAUCAUGUAG